Messenger RNA from Prorocentrum cordatum, 3268 nucleotides. The record is from the annotation of a GenBank genome assembly. Lineage: Eukaryota; Dinophyceae; Prorocentrales; Prorocentraceae.
CCAGCCAGCACCGAGCUGACCGCUGUUGGGCGGCAUGGUGCGACUGGGGGAAGAUGCCCCCGCGCUCGCACCAGAACCCCCUCAUUCGCAGCAGCUGGUGAUCGAGAGACUUUCGAGCUGUUCCGACGAGGAGCUGCUGGUGGAGCUGCGGUCGCUGAGACGACAGCACUGGGAACGGUGUCCGGCGGCGAGAUGGCACCCUGUUCUAAAUCGAUUUGAUGCCCUGCUUGCUGCGUACGCGGAACCCAAGCAGCGCGAUGCUGCCAGCGCCGAUGCGGAGCAGCUCGUGUGCGAGGUGCUGCGGGUGUUGUGCGACGUGCUCUUCCAGCACCCGGAGCUGAAGGGCGCGUUCGCCUCGGGGGACCGCCUACGCGACCUGCUCGAGUGUCCGCGCCUGCCAGUGGUGCUGGGCGCGCUGAGGUGCCUCAGCGCCUGCCCCCCUGGGCGCCUGCUGCGCGGAUCCGCUGGCGUCGCGGCGCAGCGGCGCCUCGAGGCGCUGGCCGGCGGGGCGGACUGGGCCGGUGGUCUGCGGGGCGCCUGCCGGCCAGGCUGCCCCGCUCGGGACUUCCUGUGUGAAGUGCCCCGCGCAGCAUCUUCCGGCGGCGGCGGCGGCGGUUUGACGGUAGUGUCCGCGCCCGCGUCCAGUGCGGAGUCGGACGAGGACGCUGUGAUGAACGAGAUCUUGGCGCGGUGCGACGUCGCGGAGGCGCACCGGGCCGGGCUGCGCCUGCAGCUCAGCAUGUGGCGCCACGGGGUCACCGCGCAGGGGCGGAGGGAGGUGGUGGCGCUCUCGCUCUACGCGCUGUGCAACGCCGUGAGGCACCUGGGCCCCGGCUUCCUGCAGCAGCACCUGCAGAGGCGCCCGGGGCUCUUCUCCGAGCUCUGCGACCUGCUGCAGGACCUGGAGGCCGUGGGGCCCGAGGUCGGGGUUGCAGCGCUGAGGGCCACUGGAGCGAUCUUAGACUCGAGGAGUGGGCCCAGCAGGACUGAGGCCUCCCAGCUCUCGCAGCUGCUCGGCCUGUCGGUCCCGCACGGGAUCGUGUCCUGCGCGCUCCGGCGGCUGCUGGGGGAGCAGCCCGUGCCCGACGCGGUCGAGAGCCACCGCAGGGUUCUUCUGGCGGCUCUGGAGCUCUUCCAGGUCAUGACCUCAUGGAAUCACCAGGCGACCGCUCAGCUGGGGCACGCCGGAAUGAUUCUCGCGAUGCUCGACCUCGCGAGCAAGACGGACCUGCCAACGCUGCCCGCGGCUGCCGCGGCGCUGCGGUGCCUCGAGCUCGCGGCCGAGGCCUCCGAGUCGACGGCCUUGGUGCUCUUCCGCGAGCUGCGCGGCCUCGAGGCCUUCUCGGCGCGCUUGCGUCAGGAGGUCGAGCUGCUGCUGGCACUCGACUUCACGGGGGACGUCUACUGCCAAACGCCGCCAGGCCUUCAAGCGCCGGUCGAGGACAGGGACCGGUACUGGCGGACCCUGGAGGAGGUGACGGCCCGCAGGAAGCUGUGCCGGCAGCUGCUGAAGAACAUUCGCGUGGCGCUGCAGUGCUCCGAGGUGUUCCAGUCUGGCAUGACCACGGCCUCGCUGGUGGAGGUGUUGAAGAGGAUUCUGCAAGAGCCCGAGAAGGUGGGGCUCUCCAUCUUCGGCACUGCGGUGGAGAUCGUAUCCGCCCUCAUCCAGGACGACCCCUCCCGUGUGCCCCAGAUGAUCGAGUCCGGUGUCCUCCCUGGCAUAGUUGGCGUCCUCCGGAAGGACACGCUGCGGUGCCCCGAGUGCCUGGCCGCUGUGCCAGAUGCACUGGGCGCCAUCACGCUGCACGCGGCUGGGGUGGACUUCGUCCUGAAGGCUGAGACGCAGCCCAUCAAGCUUCUGAUCGAUGUGGUCGUGGACCCGUCGUUCGCGCCGAUGCUGCACUCGCAGCCUGAGCUGGUCCAGAUCCUGAGCACCCACCUCGACAAGGUGAUCCGGAACCGCCCAGCGGGCUCGGCGAAGCUGCCAGAACACGUCGUGGAGUGCAUGUUGGAGACGAUGCGCGCGCUGCUGGAGCAGGCCAAGGCGUAUCCGCCCUGGAGCCCUCUGGAGCUGGCCGAGAGCGCAGAGUUCCUGGCGGACCGCCUGGCGAGCCUCGGGCGCCUGUGCUGGCACGUGCUCGGGGCGAGCGAGGAGAUGCUGUCGCUUUUCCUGGAGAAGCAGGGGCUCGGCCUGGUGUACGCGCUGCACCGGCUCCCGUGCCUGCCGUACCACCUGUGCUCCUCGGAGGGCGGGCAGCAGCACCCGCUCGGCAGCCUCUUCAGCAUGCGCUGCGGCGGGCAGAGCUGCCACGCCAAGGCGCUCCCCGUGCUGAGCGAGAGGCUGGAGGAGCCCUACGCGAAGGUCUCGGCCACCCUCCGGGAGCGCCUCCGCGAGCCGUGCGACCUGGCGGGUGCUCUGGCGAAGAUGGAGGCCGGCGAGAUCGACGAGUUCCUGCGCGCCCUGAGCUCGGUCGCCGGCAUCGCGGAGGGUCUGCUGUCGAUCUGCCGCGACGGGGCCAGCACGCAGGUGCUGGAGGCGCUGCGGGAGCCACUGGAGAAGAUCGGCAGCCUGGCGCCCGCGCUGCUCGCCAUCGACGCCACGCGGAGCAGGAGCGGCCCGCCCAGGGCGCCUCCCCGCGCCGCCACCGCCACCUACAACGAGCUGGCCCGCAGCCUCUUCGAGGCGCCGCCGCCCCCGGCCGCUGGCGCGCCGAGCGCGGGCCCGGGCCGCAUGGAGGUGGACGCCGGCGGCGCGGCGCCGGCGCUCGCGAGCGGCGCCUGCGCGGCACCUGCGGGCGACGCGCGGUCGGACGCCGCAGGCGCCGCCGCGGAGGCCGCGCAGGAGGCGCCCCGGGCGGGAGGAGCGCCCGGCGCCGCCCCGCCCUGGCUCCACGUGGCGAGGCAGUGCUUCCGGCUCUCGGCGCGGUCCGUGCGCAACCUGCUGGGGGCCGUGUCGAAGCAGCUGCACGGGAGGGCCCGGGCCACUGAGGCCGCUCAGGUCGGGACGGGGGGGGGGAGGCCAAGCGUACCCCAGGACAGACGUGCCCUGGAGGGGGGGCCUCAGGGCCCACCUCGGGGCGCCCAACGGCUGCGUUUUGGCGCCCACCGUGGCUGGAUCCGCGGCCGCUGCGACACCUCCCUGAGGGUACGUCGUCCUGGGGGUACGUUUGGCCCUUCCCAAGGGAGGGGGAGGGUCAGGGGCAACGAUAGGGGGCAUGCGGUCGAACCGAGGUAUAAGAUCGAGGUCGGUUCGGGGAGGGUACCCUAA